AGCAGCACAGUGACUGAUCACCCCGCACAUAGACGAUCUUGGUCUGACAACGUCUUGACGUGUCAUCGGGGGACAGUGAGGGAAGUUUCCGAUCUUAAAAAUGUCUCUAGUUUGAAAGAGGCUCACGGUGCAUGUAUGAAAGUCAGCCUGGUCUAAAGCCAUGUCCCCGCUGCAGGCUGUGUGCAGGUCAACAUGCAGUGGAGGAGACACGUCACUGGGCUCGCCUUCAGUCUCGUGUUCGUUGUGUCACAUUUCACUAAUAAGUUUGUCCUGUCGGUGUUAAAUUUCACCUACCCAACUUUAUUUCAAGGAUGGCAGACAUUUAUCGGAGCUGCUCUGCUGCUUCUCUCUGGGAAGUUUGGAUGGGUGGAAAUGAGCCACAUCACCAGAUCAGCAGCUCUUUCCUGGCUUCCAGGCUCCUUCCUGUUUGUAGGGAACAUAUAUGCUGGUUCGAGGGCCUUAUCACGUAUAGACAUUCCUUUUUUCUUCACCCUUCAGAAUUCCUCUCAUGUUGUUAGUUACAUCAUCUUAAAGGUCGUCCACAGAGAGAAAACACAAUGGCUGAAACUGAUCGGUAUAAGCUUCAUGCUGCUCUCAGCCAUCAAUCUCCCCGUCUAUGAUCCUCAGUUUGACUACAGUGGCUACGUUUGGGCUGUCGGUCAUCUGCUCUGUGUCGGUGCAUACAGGGUGUUUCAAGUUCACUACAAAUCCAGUAAUUUGAGUGACCUUGAACAACAGUGCAUUAACUAUUUGUUCAGUGUACUGCUGCUGGCCAUUGCCGCUCACCCAACAGGUGACCUCAUGGGUGCCUUGGAGUUCCCCUCCCUUCAGUCCUACACAUUUCACUGUGGCUGCUGUGCCAGUGCACUGCUAGGUUUUUUGUUGCUGUUGGCCACAGUCAAACUAAAAAGUGGAUUGUCCCUCGAGCACUUCGGGGUCUGGAUUUUUCUUGCAAAGGUUACUGCCAUGUGCCUCUCCCCAUUUAUCUUCCACAUGGACAUUAAUGCUCCAUCUCUAAUUUGUAAUUAUGCUCUCAAGGUAUGUAAAGCUGUCUACCUCCUGCAGUUGGCUUAGAUUAUUGGUGCAUCGCUCUUUUGUUUUUGAUGUGCUGAUCUUGAGUCCAAGUGUAGCAGCAGUUCUUGUUAGUUUGUGUGCUUUGUCUGUUGGUGAGUGUUUGUAAGUAGUGCUAUAUCAUCAGCAAAUCCAGAUCCUCUAGCUGUUUGGUCAGGCUUCUAUGUACGCUGGUUUUGCUGUUGUUGGUUACUUGGUACUAGUCCAGUCUGUGCAGAGGAGGAAGAGCAAACAUUCCUGUAACACCCCAGUUAGGACCUCGAUCCAAAGUCCAGUUUACACGGGAAAAUAGGGUCCAGGUUGAAAAAUGCUGAAGUUAUGCUCUAAGUCUACCUUCUGGGGUUCGUGUGUCUCAGUUUCAGUUGCAUCCUUGCUAUGACUACAUCAUGGCCAGACCCAUGGUUGGCUCUUCCUUUCACUCUGACAUCCAUCAGUGCCUGAACUUCGGUUAAUGCAGCUGUGGUUGAUCUUCUUUGUAGCUGGCUGAAACCCAUGUUGCUUUACGGAUGUCCUCGUGUGGGAAAA
Molecule: messenger RNA, 1596 nt
Organism: Epinephelus moara (kelp grouper)
Lineage: Eukaryota; Metazoa; Chordata; Actinopteri; Perciformes; Serranidae
Gene: slc35d4
Product: transmembrane protein 241
Exons: 15
Coding region: 193-1074 (293 amino acids)
Source: RefSeq, a predicted model, not a curated record